ACGCGCGAGCCUCAUUUCCCAGAGUACUGAAUGAGAUGUCCCAUACCGUAUCAAGGCCAUACUCAUAGCCGAGAUACUUCCAUCCACUCUUCUUCUGCUUAUGAAGGCGCUGGUCGUAUUUAUCGUACAUGGUCUCAAAUUCUGCCAUUGUGUAACUCCUCGCGUUGAUCAGCGCAGCGAUUUGGCUCAGUGCCAGGGGUAGUCCGCCUAAUCUAUCUGCGAUUCUAUGAGCAGCGGCCUCUUCGUCAGCCGUGCGUCUUCUUUUCGUACUCAUGAAUAACAUGAACUCGGCUCCCUCGUCGAUUCCGAACUCGUUGACCUCGAGUCCUAGGUCAAUAGGGAGAGUAGCAAUGACGGCAUCUCGAGUCGUCACGAGAAUGGCCCCAUGCUUCGACGCUGGCCAACAACUCUCGAUGACCUCGUGGCUAUCGACAUUAUCGAAGAUGAGCAACCACUUUGCCGCUAACAGAGUCAGUAGGGGGACAUGUAUUCUAUUGUUCCAUUGUCUUACUCGUUUUCUGAAGCCGAUCCAAAACCAGUAUCAUAUUUUCCUGGUAUGCCUGAGGGUGUGCGUUAGGCAGUUUGAGAGCAUCGAGAGCCACGCGACUAAAGCUCUGCUGUAUGGAAUAUUCGGUAUCCGCCGCUAUACCACACCUUUGCUGUCUAACGUUCUUUCCAUGCUCAAGCCAGGAGGCUGGCUGCAGUGGGAAGAGAUGAGAGCCGAUUUCCUCAUCGAACCAUCUGUUCCAGAUCUCAAAAAGUCUGCUUGUGAGACUCUUGCGCAGAUCUUAAAGGUUGGGGCUGAAUCAAGAGGGCUCCGAUUUGGUUUCCUAGCUGAGCUGGACCAGCAUCUUACGAAGCACAGCUUUGAAGAUGUUUCUAUGUUUGAGACAGUCAAUCGCAAGCAGGAUUACAAAGGCUGGGCUGAAGACUUCUUCAUGGUUUGGGAGGAAAUCGCUGCCUAUUUCCCGUCCAAGGCCGCUCAAUCUCAAGCGCCCAUGACCAGGGAAUUUUGGGCUGAGACUUUUUCAAAGGCUAUAGAGGAAACUGAAAGGGGGGUGGCAUUGCAUCAAGGGGCUCCCAUCACGGUUGUAGGUCGCAAACCGAGGUCGACGCCGUCAACACGGGCCGAUCGGCAUCUUGAUCCGGCCAACCCCACUUCACGAAUGUCUGAGAAAGCGCUUAAUGAUUCUGCCUUACAUUCCUGUACUCGCGGACAUUUCUAUCACCUUUGGCCUGAUAUGCAGUUCGGGCAGGCGAUCGGAACUGCUGCGCUUACAUUCGCUAUCACGAACAUCGAUGACGCCUUUGUCCUUUAG
Messenger RNA from Xylaria bambusicola, 1319 nucleotides. RefSeq lists its product as uncharacterized. The transcript is spliced from 2 exons. Lineage: Eukaryota; Fungi; Ascomycota; Sordariomycetes; Xylariales; Xylariaceae. The record is from RefSeq and is a predicted model, not a curated record. Bases 273 to 1319 code for a protein of 348 amino acids.